Messenger RNA from Humulus lupulus (European hop), 2361 nucleotides. RefSeq names its product protein NRT1/ PTR FAMILY 6.4. Gene Ontology annotation, cellular component: membrane. Gene Ontology annotation, biological process: response to nitrate; transmembrane transport. The record is from RefSeq and is a predicted model, not a curated record. The transcript has 5 exons. Bases 334 to 2124 code for a protein of 596 amino acids. NCBI's taxonomy places the organism in Eukaryota, Viridiplantae, Streptophyta, Magnoliopsida, Rosales, Cannabaceae. Gene Ontology annotation, molecular function: nitrate transmembrane transporter activity.
AUAAUUGAAGAGAGAGGAACCAAAUUUGGAAAGCUAUUGUCUUUCUCCAAAAACUGCACGAUUGUUACAGGUACUAGGCAUAGAAACCACAUAAAGUGUUUGCCAAUUCAAAAACUCCCACGACUUGAAAUUUAUCAUCACUUCCUACUACUUUCACCCUCCAAUUAUCCUCACCACUAGAAUUAGUUGUGGAGGCUAUGCCUGUGCAUGUCUAGCUGAUAACUUUUAGCUCUUAUAUAAAACUUUCAACUCUUAUUCACAACUCAACCUCCAGCCUUGUCUGCAUUUUCUUUGCCACAAGAGUACUCACUCUUGUUCUUCUCUGCUCUCAACAUGGUUCUGGUUUCAACUCAUGGAGAGAAAGAUGGUGGAAGUGAUAGAACUGUGUAUGAUUUUCGAGGGAAUCUGGCUGACAAGUCCAAGACUGGGGGGUGGCUUGCUGCAGGGCUUGGCUUAGGAGUUGAACUCUCUGAGAGGAUAUGUGUUAUGGGAAUUUCAAUGAAUCUGGUGACUUACUUGGUCCAAUACUUGCAUAUUCCAUCAGCAAAGUCUGCAACAAUAGUCACCAACUUCAUGGGAACUCUCAAUCUCCUUGGCCUCCUUGGAGGUUUUUUAGCUGAUGCUAAGUUCGGCCGGUACCUCACUGUUGCAAUCUCAGCAACCAUAACUGCUAUUGGGGUUGUUAUGUUAACUCUGUCAACAAUCAUUCCCAGCAUGAGACCUCCUCAUUGUGAUGACUUCAGAAAUUUGCAUCACCAAUGUAUUGAGGCAGAUGGAAACCAACUUGCCUUGCUCUAUGCUGCGUUGUACACCAUAGCACUUGGUGGAGGUGGAAUAAAAUCAAACGUUUCUGGUUUCGGGUCAGAUCAGUUUGAUGUUUCAGACCCCAAGGAGGAGAAGGCCAUGGUUUUUUUCUUCAACAGAUUCUAUUUUGGGAUAAGUUUGGGAUCCUUGUUUGCUGUGAUUGUUCUGGUUUAUAUUCAAGAUAAUGUUGGAAGAGGGUGGGGCUAUGGGAUAUCAGCAGGGACAAUGAUAAUAGCGGUCAUUAUUUUGCUCUGUGGGACACCAUUUUAUCGUUUUAAGAAGCCUAAGGGUAGCCCUUUAACAGUCAUAUGGAGGGUCAUAUUAUUGGCCUGGAAGAAGAGGAACCAUCCUUACCCUUCUGAUCCAAGUCUCUUGAAUAAGUACUCAGAAGCUACGGUCCCAUUCACAGAGAAGUUAAAGUGUCUGGACAAAGCUGCAAUUGUAGACAAGGAGAAUUACAAUGCCAGUGAUGAAAACAAAAACAACCAUUGGAUAGUAUCCACUGUUACUGAAGUUGAGGAGGUCAAAAUGGUUCUUAAACUCAUCCCCAUAUGGUCAACUUGCAUCCUGUUUUGGACAAUCUACUCUCAAAUGACUACUUUCACAAUCGAGCAAGCUACCUUCAUGAAACGAAAUAUUGGGAGUUUUGUUAUCCCUUCAGGCUCUUUCUCUACUUUUCUCUUCAUAUCCAUUCUCCUCUUUACUUCCCUUAAUGAAAAACUAUUCGUCCCCCUUGUUCGGAGACUCACUCACAACCCCGUUGGAAUCACUAGCCUCCAGAGGGUUGGGAUUGGACUGGUCUUCUCAAUGGCAGCUAUGGUGGCCGCUGCAGUGAUUGAAAAACAACGGAGAGAACACGCGGUUCACAACGAAACCAUGAUCAGUGCUUUCUGGCUAGUCCCUCAGUUCUUUCUUGUAGGAGCUGGAGAAGCUUUUGCCUACGUCGGGCAACUGGAGUUUUUCAUCAGAGAAGCACCGGAGAAGAUGAAGUCCAUGAGCACAGGACUGUUCCUCAGUAGUCUCUCCAUGGGCUUCUUUGUCAGCAGUUUGUUGGUUUCACUAGUGGAUGAAGUUACCAAGAGAAGUUGGCUCAGGAGUAACUUGAACAAGGGAAUGUUAGAUAACUUCUAUUGGCUCCUGGCAGUUCUGGGAUUGAUCAAUUUUGGAGUUUUCCUAGUCUUUGCAUCGAGACAUCAAUACAAAGAUAUGCAUUUCAUUGGCCUCAAUGACAGCGGGGAAAAAGAGCUUAAGACCACAAAUGAUGUAACGGCAGAAAGGUUGGAAGAGAAAAUAACCAUAGAGGCAAUGGAGGGACCCUAAAAUAUCACUUCUGAAAUAUACUGUUAUAUGUUUGAUUGUUAAGCCAUUAAUCACUCGAGUUGUGGUAUUUUCUUAUCCCAGAGGAGAAAAUAACGAAAAAGAAAAAGAGCCACGUGGGAUGUUGUAUUUAUUCAUUCUUCUUGUUUUGUAUGCCUUACUUGUGUGAUUAAGUUACAAUGUGAUGUAAUGAGAGUAGUAAUUCAUAAAUUAUUAAUAUACAUGCUGCACUUAAGAUAA